AGGAGCCAGCAUUCUCAGGACUAGUGUUCUCAGAACUCCAGGAAGAGUGUGGAGGGAGUGAGCAGCCCCCAGGCCUGUGAGCACCUGACCCUGCAUACUGAGAGGAGCCCUGAGCUGAGAUGCAGCCCUGGUGCGUGGGCAUCAGCACCCUCCUGCUCUCAGCCCUGCUUCCCUGGCCAGGCACAGGGCAAUUCCAUGUGAUAGGCCCAGGAGCACCGGUCAUUGCUUUAAUUGGGAAAGAAGCUGUGCUGCCCUGUCACCUCAGCCCAGUGAUGGAUGCUGAGGACAUGGACGUUUCAUGGUACAGAAGCCAUCCUACAGGUCAGGUGCAUCACUACAGUACUUCCCAAGAUCUUAUUGAACAUCAGAGGCACGAGUAUAGAGGGAGGACAGAGUUCCUGAAGGAGAACAUCACCAAAGGGCAAGUGGCCCUGCGGAUCCAUCCCAUCCUCCCUUCGGAUGCUGGGGAGUACAGAUGUUUCUUUGCAAGCUCCACGUUCUACAAUGAAGCUCAAUUCAAAAUAUUAGUUACAGGUUCCGGCACAGCUCCUCAGAUUUACAUUGAGCCUGGUUAUACUGGAGAGAUGAAGCUGACCUGUACAUCCACUGGCUGGUACCCAGAGCCUGAGGUGCAAUGGAGGGAUGUUCGAGGACAGCGUUUGACAUCAGCCUCUGAGACCAAGACAGCAGCAGAGAAUGGCCUGUUUCAUGUGGAAACAUCUAUCACUGUAGACACCAGGUCAAGAGAUGGGUCCUGUACCAUAAGGAACCCAGUCCUCAGAGAGGAGAAGGAAGCACAGUUUUCCUUAUCAGAUGCCGUGUUCCCCAGGCUCUGGCCCUGGAUCGUGGGAUUUGCUGUGCCCCUGUGUCUCCUGGCUGCUGGCACAACCUUCAGUGUUCUCUUUGUUUGUACUAAAAGGAGAAAACGAUUGAUCAAGAAACAAUAUGGUAAGUUGUUUUGGAUCUAACGCUGUAAAUCUCAAGCAUAA
Messenger RNA from Erinaceus europaeus (western European hedgehog), 989 nucleotides. RefSeq names its product butyrophilin subfamily 1 member A1-like. Lineage: Eukaryota; Metazoa; Chordata; Mammalia; Eulipotyphla; Erinaceidae. Gene Ontology annotation, molecular function: signaling receptor binding. Gene Ontology annotation, biological process: regulation of cytokine production; T cell receptor signaling pathway. The record is from RefSeq and is a predicted model, not a curated record. Gene Ontology annotation, cellular component: external side of plasma membrane. The transcript is spliced from 5 exons. Bases 120 to 968 code for a protein of 282 amino acids.